Molecule: messenger RNA, 1791 nt
Organism: Vicugna pacos (alpaca)
Lineage: Eukaryota; Metazoa; Chordata; Mammalia; Artiodactyla; Camelidae
Source: RefSeq, a predicted model, not a curated record
ACUCGGCUUCAUUCUGAAGUAAAGCCGGGAAACAGCCAGCAGGGCUUUCUUCCAGCCCAGAUGUUGCUUUUCAAGUAGUGGGGUGCUUUUUGUUUGUUUGUUUGUUUGUUUGUUUUGUUUGUUUUGGGUGCAUGGGCACCGUUUUCGGUUCUUUACAGUACUUUCCAGGAAUAUGAAUGCAGACACAUACAGUUAAGGUCAGGGUGGAUUGCCAGUUGCUUCAGCUGUUAAACGUUGGUUAUAAAUUUAGCAAAUUCUUAAUCUGUCGUCACUUGUUUGUUUCUGUGCGACUGGCCUCUAGUUUCUUACGUGGUGGGUGCUCAAUUAAUGUCGUUGGAUGAAAUCACAAAUAGAUCCCAAUCCCUAGUCAUGCUUGCAGAUGGGUCAGGGGCUGUGGAGAGUGGCCAGAAACCAGCAGCUACAGCAGGAAGGCUACGGAGAGCAAGGCUACCUCAGCAGAGAGCAGAGCAGGAGGAUGGCGGCCAGCAGCGUUUCCAGCACCAGUCAUCGCAAACAGGUCCAGGGCGGCAUUGAUAUAUAUCAUCUUCUGAAGACAAGGAAAUCUAAAGAACAGGAAGGGUUCAUUAAUUUGGAAAUGCUGCCUCCCGAGCUGAGCUUUACCAUCUUGUCCUACCUGAAUGCUACGGACCUCUGCUUGGCCUCCUGUGUUUGGCAGGACCUGGCGAACGACGAGCUGCUCUGGCAAGGGUUGUGUAAAUCCACAUGGGGUCACUGUUCCAUAUACAAUAAGAACCCGCCUCUGGGAUUUUCUUUUAGAAAACUGUACAUGCAGCUGGAUGAAGGCAGCCUCACCUUUAAUGCCAGCCCAGAUGAGGGGGUGAACUACCUUAUGUCCAAGGGCAUCCUAGACGAUUCACCAAAGGAGAUAGCAAAGUUCAUCUUCUGUACAAGGACACUAAACUGGAAAAAACUGAGAAUCUAUCUUGAUGAAAGGAGAGAUGUCUUGGAUGACCUUGUAACACUGCAUAAUUUUAGAAAUCAGUUCUUACCCAAUGCACUGAGAGAAUUUUUUCGUCACAUCCAUGCCCCUGAAGAGCGUGGGGAGUAUCUUGAAACACUUAUAACAAAGUUCUCACAUAGAUUCUGUGCUUGUAACCCUGAUUUAAUGAGAGAACUUGGCCUUAGUCCUGAUGGCGUCUAUGUGCUGUGUUACUCUCUGAUCCUGCUUUCCAUUGACCUCACUAGCCCUCACGUGAAGAACAAAAUGUCAAAAAGAGAAUUUAUUCGAAAUACCCGCCGUGCUGCUCAAAACAUUAGUGAAGAUUUUGUGGGGCACCUUUAUGACAACAUCUACCUUAUUGGCCACGUGGCUGCAUAAAAGCACAAUUGCUAGGACCUCACCUCUUAACUUCAGACUAAAGCUACCCAAGGACUUGUUCAGCAGAUACGGGGGUUGCAUUAGUGCUGGGCAUUCUAGCCUCUGUAUACAAUCAAGCUUGACUGUACAACCUCUUUUUCUUUUACUCUUUUCUUUUUUUAGUAAUUUCCUUGGGGAACUAAAGAAUUUUGCAGAAUUUUUCUUAAUUUUGCUUAUCAUGUUUUGCACAAAGCGGAGCCAUUGUCUGACCCAGCUGUUUAAGAAUGUUCAACUGACAUUAUAGUCUAAAAAAAGAUGGUAUAUUUGUGCAUUAGAUUUGCCUGAAAAACUUUAUUCAUUUCCAUUCUUUUUUAAAAUACCAUGUAAUGUGUACAUAUUUAACUAAAAAGAUUUAUAAUCAUAAUUAUUUUAUUGUAAAGAUUUUAACUAAAGCCUUUCCUUUUUCUCUCAAA